This is a messenger RNA of Podarcis lilfordi (Lilford's wall lizard), 24741 nucleotides long. Lineage: Eukaryota; Metazoa; Chordata; Lepidosauria; Squamata; Lacertidae. The record is from the annotation of a GenBank genome assembly.
GUAUAAUUUAUUAUCUAUAACAGUGUAUUGAGCAGAGGCUGAGGAUACAAAUUGUACUUCUGGCUUCAGAACAAGUAGACUUUUAAUACACGUUAGUCAGUAUUUUUUUACAACUAAAAUCAAUUUAGAAUAUGAAAGGGACAGUUUCAGCUAAUACACUGAGACAACUUCUAACAUUUGAAACUAACAUCUAGCAAGACAGUUGUUCCUAUGUGGGGGGGCACCCUUUUGUUUGAGCGGGGGGAAUGGAUAAUGCAAUGGCCUAAUUGCCUGUGAAAAAGGAGAGGACUUGGUAAGAUGGGGAGAAGGGUGGCUGGGCAAAAUGAAAGUCAUCCUAGAACUAAUGGAGUCAUCAUAGCUAGACUACUGCCCUACCCAACUGCAAUCUAAUGCACAUUUACAACUAGGAAGUAUGGCCAGCUCAACAAAAGAGAGAGUUCUGAUUAAACACACAGAGAACUGGAACACAAAUUUGUCAUCUCAUCUAGGGAUUUUGCUGGAACAGGAGACUGUUCCCCCAUAGAACACCAGUCCAUUUGACCAUUUCUGCUGCCAGACAGAAAAUGGUCAAAAAAGGGUACCAGCUUGCUCUACCUAGGUCAGGGAUAGGGGGGACCAGAUGUUGUUGGAUUCCACCUUCCCCCCCCUCAGCAUCCACCAGCACAGCUAAUGGUCCGAGGUGAUGGAAAUUUAAGUAGGCUACAAUGGAGGGCUGUAGGUUCCCUAUCUCUGAUCUAGAUAUGUUUCUACCUGCCCCACACCUGAUACCAUGUUGGGAGCCAAACAUGGAGUUCUUAGAACUGUAGAGCUGGAAGGGACCACAAGGAUCAUCUAGUCCAACCCCCUGCAAUGCAGGAAUCUUUCACCCAAUUUGGGUCUUGAACCCAUGACCGUGAGUUUUAUGCUCUAGCAAUUGAGCAAUUAAGCACUUAGCAUUUGUUAACACUUCCAGGUACUCAAAGAACUGCACAUGCCAUAUUUGACCUGUGGUCUUCACUCCUGUCAUAACAGAGUGUUGUAGUCAAAAAAGGUUCAUGUAUGCCACUGUGGCCGCAGACUCUUGAAACAGGGGAUUACAGCUGCCAUUCUAUAUCCACUUUCCUGCGAACAAGCUCCACUGAGCUCAGUGGGAGCUAGUUUUGUGCAGACAUGUAUGAACUUGUGUUGUAAACUAUGAUCCUGUUGUAAUGAGUUAAUCUCCAUGGUAAAUCCUGAAUGUGCUUUGAAACCUCUUGUUUAUCUUUUUCACAUUAUUAAAUAGAGGCGAUUUCAAUAAAGGUCAAAAUUAAAUUCUGCUGCCACAUCAGAUAAAUAAAUGCUCCUCCAGUAUUCAAUCUUUGGAAGUUCAUUUUCUACACUGCCAUGUUUCAUUUGCUGAUAACAUAAAUAAGAGCGAUAUUAAAAUAGAAGGCAGUAAUAUGAGUCAAUGUGCUGCACACUUUAAAAUUUAAGCUGAUGUGGUUUAUAAAUUAUUAGAUGUAUUUAAGAAAGUACAUUCUACUCAUUCUCCUUGCAGAAGGACAGGAUGUCAACAUUUCUAUUGUGGUACUUAACAGUUUUUCUUCUUCUGAAAAUUGCGAAUGCAUGUAUCGGAUAGCCUAAAAAUGUGGACUACCAAGUAGAUCAGAAGCUUACUCUGUUGCACAAACUUUCUCAGAAUUGAUACUCCAAAUUCAUGGACAGAUUUAUCCCCGCACACUCAUCAUUGUUGAUUGUACUCCUUUUCUAUGCCACUCAUUUCCCACCCAUGACUCCAUCCCACUCCAGCUGUUUCACCAGUGUAUCUGAUAUUUCUCCAGGGUAGUGGCAUUUCUUCCAAAUCCUAUAGCUCCUCUGUUGCUGAACCUUGACCUUAAUCAACUUAAGUUUUUUGACUGGUUGACAGUCCUGUUUCAUGGGUUUAGCAUUCAUUCAAUUAAAUAACGUCCUAUAGUAUAAGCUCUUGAAUUUACUAGGCCAUCCUCACUUCAUAGCUCAUAAUUUUUAUAAGGUCAAAGAACUACUGAGAGCCUAAUGCAAUCCUCCAUUCAUUUGCCUAGGAAAAUCAACUUGUGCCCUUUGCAAGGAACUAAGGAUUCCCUUUGUUUGGAUGAAGGAUACAGCACAAGCCUGACUAUUUAUGAACAUCUAAAUAUAGGAGUCUUUGGAACCGUCCUUUAAUUUCUUCGGUAAGGUGAGCGUUAGCUUCCUACUUGAAGCAGCCUACCUUCCAUUUGGAAGCACAUUCAGCAUGCGUCAUUGUGGUAACCCAAAAAAAGUAAAGUGGUGAUGUUAUAAGGCAAUAGGUCCAAAAUGAAUGACACAUUAAUAACUUGCUUACUUAAGUACAGCAUUUUUUCUCAACUAUUUCUACAGAAAAGCCUCAUUAAGCUAAAAUGGUUUGUUGCAGGUUUGUUUUCCAAGUCACACUUGCUGACUUUGAAAAGCCACAAGGCCCCUUUAUUCCAGAAACCUUGUAAAACCAACAAUGAAAGCAAGUUGUAUUUUAUGUUGACACAAGAAUCAUUGUCAAUAAAUCCAUUGUAUAAAUACUAACAUAGCAAGACAUGAUAUUGCCCAUAAAGAUCCGUGCUUCUAUCUCAUGUCAUGACAUUUAACCCACAGAACCUCAUUCCCAAUAAAGAUUUCAAAUGUGCACCAGUUCAUCUUCUUCUUGUCCUCUUCCUAAAAGACUAUUUAGUUAUUAAUGUGCAUAUUGGACAGAACUGAACACUCAAUCAAGUAAUUCGGAAAAAGAAAAGGCUAAGGAGUAAACACAAAUCAGGAAUGAGAUGGUUGGAUGGCGCCCUUGUAUGCCUCCUUUUGGCAACUCCUGCAGCCAAGUUAGUGCCAAAUGCUCUGUUUUCCUUUGGACCACAUCAGCAAGGCUGAGAGGGAGGUAUUGUUGUCUAAGCAGCCCAGGACCUCUAUACAUAAUGUCCUGGCUUGCACACUAUGGAAGGUAGCUUCAGUGCUGCUAAUGCAGCAGUUUGACUUCACCCUUAGAGGCACACUCUACUGUCUCUCGAGACAGAUAGGUGCUAACAGUAUAUGUUAAGAAUCAUGGCCAGAUCCAGCCUGUCCACAUAUAGCCUGGACAAAAAUAACAAGGUAAAUGUGCAUCUGCAUUAAUACCAACUGUUCACCUGCUUUCUAUUUUGAAAUGCACCCAAGUCUAUUUUAUUUGCUAAAUGAGUUUAAACCAGGAAAGGGAAACCUGUGAUACCUUCCCCUCCCCCCCCCCAAUACAAAAUAUUAUUUGACUCUCACCAGGCUAAUGGUCAGGAAUGAUGAGAAUUGCGUUUCAACAAUAUCAGGGGUGGGGCGUGGGGUGAAGUGUUCUUCAUAUCUGGCAUAAAGAAAUAAUGCUGUGGGAAUAUACUUUGAAGUUCAAAAAACCAAUACUAAAUAACCUUGAGUAAAAAUACUCUGAAUAUUUUAUAGAAUGGAGUGAUAUACCGUAACUUGGUAAAGAAAAACAAUUCUGAACACACUUUCUGUUUUAGGGAUUAUCAUUAUAAGAAACCUGCCUGAUGAAGACAUCUGGAUACAACACACCUUCAUGCUGUUAAACCUUGAUUAUGAAACAAAAAGGAUAUCAUCCUUUCCUCCCUUCCGUUAUGAGGAUUGCUCAGAACACAUAUCUGCAUAUUAUUUCUCCAUGUUCAGGAAAUAAGCCAUUCCAGGAAACGAAUCAUGGGGAGAAUAUAGCUGUGGAAAUUUUCCUACUGCAACCCUGGCUCUAUUCUGCCAGAGGACAGGAUGCUGUCAGUGUGACAGAGUGAGCACCCAAACUAGCAUGCUUCGCCAAGCAUACAUGAUGCAGUUGUUUCAUUUUAAUCUUGGUAGCGGAGUGUCCACGUAAGGCACUCCUGACAAGAUCAGAGGUUUUCUGGAAAUGGAGUUUUAUUAAGAAACCAUAAUGAAAGAGCAAGUUAACUGUAAAAGGAGGGAGAAGGAGAUAGAAAGAGCCACGAGGAGUGUUGUUGACUGCAGUGGAGCUUGCAAUGAAUUGCUUCAACUUCUGAGGUGAGAGGAUGGAGGAGUUGCAGUGAUAAUUGGAAAACUGGCAAGUGGGGCAGAGAAGCAGAAAGAGGCAGAGGGAGAGGGAGAAAGGGAGUUAUAAUAUCUUUCCCUUUUUAUGCUCUCUCCAGGAGAGGGAAUGGGGUUUGGCAGUGCAAGAACAAGGACCCUGCUGGAAGUUCCCAACAAUUUAAUUAGGCAGAAGGUCUGUCAGCAAAACUAACAAAUGACACACUUGAAAGACUGGGCAGCCUUGAGGAACAGGAUUCUUAGAGAGUUUUUUGUAGUUCAGGGGUUCUGAGUCAGCUACAGCCUUGAUUGCAAACACUCACAAAAGUGUUGGGUGGUUUUAGAACGACGUUUUGCAGGUUAACAAAAGAAGUCUCCCCUCCCCACCUAGCAAAAGAGAAGUGGUGGGCUUUUGGAGUACUUCUUGGGAAGCGCACUCACAAUCUCAAGGGUAGCUGACAUGGUCUCCUCCAGAUGUUGUUGGACUCCAACUCUCAUGAGCUCCAGACAGCAUGGCCAAUGGUCAGGAACAGUGAGAGAUGUAAGCUGUAGUCUAGCAAAAUCAGGAUGGCACCAUGUUGGCUACCCCUGUGAUGAACAAUGCAGGAUUGCCUUGGUUUUAUUAAACAUGGAUAAAGAUUUGGCUUUGUGAUUUUCAGAAGUCCUGCACUGUACAGUGGUACCUCGGGUUACGUACUUAAUUCGUUCUGGAGGUCCGUACUUAACCCGAAACUGUUCUUAACCUGAAGCACCACUUUAGCUAAUGGGGCCUCCUGCUGCUGCUGCGCCGCCGGAGCAUGAUUUCUGUUCUCAUCCUGAAGCAAAGUUCUUAACCCGAAGCACUAUUUCUGGGUUAGCGGAGUCUGUAACCUGAAGUGUAUAUAACCUGAAGCCUAUGUAACCUGAGGUACCACUCUAUAGAGAGUAAAGGCACUCCUUUGUCCAUUAAAAUAGAGGUUUUCAGUGCGAACUUCAAAUUCAGAGUCUCCAAUGACAGGGUGGAAUCAAGCAGUAGACCCAGGCUACGUACUUGAUCUUUUAGGAGGAAGCACAACAAGCCAUGAACCCAGUUUUGGGACCUAGGAACCCCCUAGCCUCCACCUUGUCAGUAUACGACUUUUGUUUAUUGCCGCCAUCUAGGUACUGGCCAAAGACCUGCACAGCUUCACCUGAUUCCGAAAGAGAGAUACAGAAGGACUACUACAAAACAAUGCUUCCAACUCCCAACCUAUGGAGUCAGAUGGCAUCAAGCAUCAGUUGCACUCCACUUGCCUUUCUCUCAAUCAAGCAGGGUGACCAAAGAAACUGUUUCAAGGCCAACCCCAGGCCUGGUGCCAGAUUGAAAUGGCUCUGAAUAACUGAAUGUGGACAGCGUUCUCGAAGCUACCAACAUGAGUUUGACCAAACUGCAGGAGGCAGUGGAAGACAGGAGUGCCUGGCGUGCUCUGGUCCAUGGGGUCACAAAGAGUCGGACAUGACUAAACAACAACAAGCAUGCCUGAAGCUGACUACCUCCUUCUCAAGCACCUUGUGGCAAAGGUGGAGCUAGCUGCUCCGGCACAUGGAGCGGCCCACCGGGGCGGGGCUAGACGCCCACCGGGGGGGCGGUGAUGCACGUCCCAGUGGGGUGCGCUGGUUGCGGUGCACGUCCCGGGGGUGCUGCCUUUGGUGAUGUCACCCCCCCCUCAAGGAUGACACCUGGGGCGGACCACUCCUGCCUUGCUCCACCACUGCCUUGUGGUAGCUGCCACAAGCUUCUGGUUCCAGAGAGGUCUUCUCCAUGACAUUGCAGGAGGUUGGACUAGAUGACGCUCACGGUCCCUUCCAACUCAACAGUUCUAUGAUUCUAUGAGGGACUGUGCUGCCACCGCCGCCACCAGUCCUGUCUUCCUGCUGCAAAGAGAUGGAGAAGCUACUGCCAGUACCAGUCCUGAAAAGCAAUGGCACUGAGCAGAGCCCAGCAGUGAGGUCUAUAUUCAGAACAGCAAAACCACGGGAUGAAAUGGCAGAACAAAUGAACACUUAUGGUGGAAUAACAAUGAAAAUGAACUUUACCAUCUCUCCCCGCUCCCCAUGGUCAUUCCUGGUGUGCCCUUUGCUUGCAGAAAGAGAAAGAGAUUGAAUACGGGUAGGUACGUGAGAGUGUGGGCCAUUCCAGAUAUCCAGAUGUGUUAUUUAUUUUGAGAGAGAGAAAGAAUCUAUAGGUAUGCGUGUUUCCUUUUUUUUCUCUCCUCCCCACUCACUUUAGUGAGCUGCCCAGCUGGAACCAGUUCAGCAGCUGACGCGCGACCCGUUCCCGGUUACCUGAGCCGGGAAGCCACGUGAGCGCCACAUCAUCUGGGCUUUUGAAACGGAAAGUCACCGAAAGGAGGAAACAGGAAAAGAACGAAGCGAAACCCCGCUGCCAGACGGCCGGAGAAGGGCUCGUUUGAAUGAGUGGCGGAGCUUGAGCCUCCAGGCAGGGGACGCGCGUAGGGGCCGAGCCGGUGCUCAUUCCCCACCCCGUCGCCCGCCCCGGGCGUCCCGCUUCCUCUCCUCCGCGCGCGUCAAAAGGGCGCCGAGCUUCCCGCGCCUUCCUUCCCUCCCUCAGGGACCGGAGCCUCGCGAGUGCUGAGGGCAGGCGGCGGCGGCGGGCUGGCGCCGGGUGCGAGCGCGAGGCGCUGGCGGGGGAAGAUGCUGCAGUCGCUGGCCGGCAGCUCGUGCGUGCGGCUGGUGGAGAGGCACCGCUCGGCCUGGUGCUUCGGCUUGCUGGUGCUGGGCUACGCGCUCUACCUGGUCUUCGGCGCCGUGGUCUUCUCGUCGGUGGAGCUGCCCUACGAGGACCUGCUGCGCCAGGAGCUGCGCAAGCUGAAGCGGCGCUUCGUGGAGGAGCACGAGUGCCUCUCCGAGCAGCAGCUCGAGAGCUUCCUGGCGCGAGUCCUGGAGGCCAGCAACUACGGCGUGUCGGUGCUGAGCAACGCUUCCGGCAACUGGAACUGGGACUUCACCUCGGCCCUCUUCUUCGCCAGCACCGUCCUCUCCACCACGGGUAAGGAGGAGGGCGCCGGGCGCCACGCGGGACCAGGCCUUGCCGCGCGUCUCCCGCCUCCGCCCCCCCCCGCUCCUCUUUCUCCCUCACAGCUCCAGUCGGGGGCCCUCACAGGGAGUCAGUGAACCCCGGGACCGAGGAGCGAGUGCCUCUCCCUCGCCCUCCGAGAUGCCACCCUGAGGGACCAAUGGCUUCCCCCCAGGGCCGAGGCCGGUUUCCAGGCGCCGCUCGCUCGACGAGCAGCCCCUUCUCUCCACACACCUCCCUCCUCCUCUCCCUCCGCGCGCGCCCUCCUCCAGAGGCUCUCGGAAGCCCCGCUUGCCGCCCUUUCCAUCCCGCCGCAUUGCCUUCGCGCUCUGCGUGCGGGACUCCCGCCGGGUCCAGGGCGCUGCAGAAGGGAGCGAGGCUUCGUCUGCGCCAAGGCUCCCGAGAGCUCCAGAAGCCGAUCCCUGAACCACGUCUGGGCGAAGUCGUCGAAGCGAUAAGAAUAAUAGAAACUGAAAAGUGCCCAUCCACCAUCACCAAGGCUGUCCACUCUGCCCCCUCCCGUGGUUUAAAAGUUCAGGCGUCCCUGGCACUUUAUGUGGCUAUUGGUCAUGCAUGUGGCUACAGAACCUCAUACACACACACACACACACACACACACACACACAUAUACAAACAGCACAGGGUAGAGUCCUAGGGCGGAUUCUUUUAUGAUGUUUAUAUUUGUUAUUUACUUAAAUAGGUGAGUAGAACCAAUUGUGGCUGGACUGGUUGUUCAAUUUUAAAAUGGCUGUUUUACCCAACCCUGACAAUGUACACAAAUGUGAAGAUGGUGUAAGAAGCACUCAAAGGGCCUUUUCGCACAUGACCUUAAAAGAAAAAAGCUCAGCAGUAAUAUGGAUGUGAUGCUUACGUUGCCUAAAAUGUACAUUGAAAACACUCAAAGCUGCUUUUUGGCUGCAGUCCUAAACACACCAGAAAGUGACCACCGAGAGCUUACUUCAGAGCAGACAUGCUUGCAGUAAGUUCUCAGAUGGUGUAAAGGUCUGUACACUUCCUGCAUCUGUAAUUCAAGAAUAAAAAAUGCAUUGGUAAGAACAUACAUCAGUUUGAAACUUUAUAAUCUCUUCAGCUUUCUGAGCCACAUUAACAAAUAAUGCAUUCCAGGGAAAAAAAUGAGCAAUAUUUGUGAAAGUAACUUUACGGAGCUGCUUUGGUUCUCAUACAGAACAGGGCCAAGAAGUAGGUUAUAGGUUUCUAAUUAACCAGAAUUUAACAUUUCUGAAGCAAGCCUUUGAGCUGCAUGUUCAGUCAGAAAAAUAAGCAUGUUGCAGUGUCAUGUCAAUACAGCUUUCAGAAAUUAGAGAGGAAAACCUAGGGCUAAUUGAUGGGUGAAUAUUUGAGUCUUGUAUCUUGUAGCGUGUGUGUCUUCUCAACAGUCUGUUACACAGGUGGAGCUGGACUUUGAACAAAGGACCCCCUUGAUGAAACUUGGCAACCAUGUUACUAGACCUUUUCUAUCUGCUUCUCUGAUGUAAUAUAAACAAAUAUAAACUAGAGCUACCAGUUGCAACCUUGAAAUGCUAUAAAAGAUGUAUAGCAUAGUCUGAUUUAGUGAAACUUAUUCCCACUGACAUAAACAGUUUAGGGGGGUGUUAAACAGUAUUAGGAAAGAAUUCAGUGCUAUCCUGUGCACAUUUAAUCAAGUCCUGCUGUGUUCAUUGUGGCUUACUCACAGAUAAGUGUGCAUCAGAUUGCAACUCUACAGUAUUUAUUUUAAUAAUGCUUGGAUGAAAGUUGUAGGUUGAACUGAAUUUAGGAAUAAUUGCUAGAAAGAGUUGUGGAACAGGUUCCAUUCUGUCAGGACAACUUGAUGGAUGCUUUACCCUCAUAUGUACAACCAUGGCAUGGUUAUCUAUCUGGGCAGAAAAGUAGCAAUAAGGGCAUCACUUUUCAAAGAGUUGAGAACCAUGGUUAUACAUGCACAAUAAAAUGGUUUUCUCUUAUUUCAGGGCAGUCAAUAGGCUCUGGAUCAGUUUUCUGAGCAGAGGGGCCAUGUUGCCCCCAAGAUUGAAGGGGACCGGUGCACGUUGUGUGUGCGUAAUGCCACGCAUCGUCUAGAGGAGGCUGAGUGCUCCAAAGGAGCCGGCUGCUGAAUCUGCAUCGUGUGUGAUGGCAUGUGUGUGUGUGUGAUGUGUGCCAGGCUUCUCAACAUUGAGGGGGCCCAGUGCCUUUCCAACAAAGAUUGAGGGGGCCCUCAAGAGUGUUAGCCCUCCAGAGUUUGUGUGCCUGUUUCUAAGGUAUCACUUGAAUGACUUAAAAAGCAUAGACCAUCAGUUCUCUCUCUUUAUUUCAUAAACAUGAGUUUUCAAAAUGAGGAUGGAACUUUCCCCCUUACCUUUGCUUCCUAAUUUCCAUUUAAACUUCAAUGUUCUCUGAAAUCAGAUUAUGGCCUUGGUAUCAAGUUUGCCAUUCAUGACAUUCUGCCUAAGAGAAGCCUAGCAAAAAUAAAUGUUUCCCAGCAUCAGAGAAGGGGGUCUAGUAUGCUUAGUUUAUAUGUUUUCAGUCUUCUUAACUGGUAGAACUGGAAAAUUCAGAAGCUUUGUUUCUGCAGAUUGAGGGCACAAGUUUUUGCAAGUCUCCUCAAAGAUCACAGUGCUGUUGAGAGAAUGCAAGUCUGCUACUGUGUUUCUCUUGCUUUCUGAAUAAGGUGACCUGAUGGGGAGAAGUGGGUAUUAUAUUUCCCCUUACAAUGGAAAAACCGAUUGCUCAUCAUGUGCGGUCGAGAGAUAAAAGCACACCCAUAACUAAUUCACAAUGCACUCUCAAUCGGGGUAGCUUGUUGUCUCUGCAGCUACUUUACUGUGAGCUGUUUUCGGUGCUCUAAAUAUAUGUUGUUAUGGUUUUCUCCUGCAUCCUAAGCAGCCUAAUUAGGUUUUGUUAAAGUUCUGAAUACAGAUUCUUUCCAGAGAUCAAAUAUUCUUUGUUAAUCACUUAUCAGUUCUGUUGAAGUCACUGAGAUAAAACUGCUUAACGUGACAUAAGGUCACUGCAGCUCUGCCCAUCAUGACUCAUAUCACGUCCUGUAACCUGAGCAACAUGAAUGGCAUGGGUCAAGUUUAAGAAUCAGUUGCACCUGCUGUAUGUAAAGCUUAAGCAGUUGCAGUUUCUUCCCGAAGCUAAUUUAUGGUUGCUGGAAACUACCACAGUAUGAUGUGUCCUCUUCGCAAGAUUGCUUUUUGGUCGCACACAACAUAGCUGUUAUCAAAUGGCACUAUUCAUUGCUUGAAACUUUUUCAACGUUACCAUUUCUUUCUAAGUGAACAUCAAAGGCUUGUUACCACUUCACAAUUUAAGCAGCUUCAAUUGUUGUUUGUUUGUAGUUUGUUGUUGUUCAAGCACCACAUCAUAAUGCAAUGCGGGGAUGCUGUUAAGGGGUUAAGUUACAAGACAAAUGCAUAUUUUGACAUGUUGUGAAAAACAGGAAAUGUGAUCCCAGCCAUAUGGAACAAGCAGAACCUGUAAUAACACGUGGCAGUGUAUGCCCAACCCCUAAGAAGAGGAGUGCUCAUUUUCAAGAUUCCAACCAAUCCUAAACAAGAACCUUGUUUUUAAGUAACACGUGGCAGUGUAUGCCCAACCCCUAAGAAGAGGAGUGCUCAUUUUCAAGAUCCAGCCAAUCUUAAACAAGAACCAUGUUUUUAAGACCUCUAGAGGGGAGGGAGUUUCAGGAAGGGAGAAUGGAAAAGAGACAUUUUUUUGUCUGCCCUCCUGAAGUCUUCCCCUGUUGUGCUAUGUAACACUGGAGGGCACAGGUUUGAGGCUCUUUGAGGUUUGACAGUAAGGAAGGAAAACAUCCCUGUGUAGUGCUUAUACAGGAUACUUUCUACAGAAUAAACUCUUUGGGGCUUCAACUGACAAAUUUCCUUUCCAAACACACUAAUCAGUAUUCUCCAUCCCUCAACUGACAUCUUUGCCCUGGAAGCUCACAUGUCUUUUUAAGGGUUUUUUUUAAAAGGGUUUUAAAUUUACAAAUGUUGCAAGGGCGGUACUGUUUUGCCAUUUGAGGCAAAACAGAAAGUGCUGCUCUGCCAUGAUGCCUGCUCGCCCCCCCCCCCAGCUGGGUCACUCACCUCCUUCAGCACUGUCUCCACACUGCCCGCCUCCACCAGCACUGUCUGCUGCUGGCAUUGAUCAGCAUUGAUUUCUAGCGAGAGAAAUCCAAGCAAUCUCUCCAUGAGAUCUCACUGGAAAUCAGUAUCGAUGCUCUGCCAGUGAUGGAGGUGGCAAGGCAGCUGGCAUGAGGGUGGAACCUUGUGGGACCUUCUGCUUCUCCCCAUUUCAUGGGUAGGGCAGCCCUGCAAAUGUGUUUAUGUAUGCCUAAGGAGUGUCCCAGGUCUGUCACAUUUAAUACACGGUGACAAUGCUAUAAUAUUUUGGACUUGGUGACAGUGUACUCCAAAAACAGUGAACUAAAAAACUGAGCUAGGAAAACUCAGGUUCUGACACACGAUGCUGGUAGUGCAAAAGGCUCUUUUAUUUGAUGCUGGCAAAACAAUAUUGCACAGGAGCAGUAGCCUUACCAUGGCCUCUUUAGAUGUGGGAAACAGCUUUUAAGCAGCAUAGAAGUGUCAAGGAAGUGUUUUCAGACUGGGAAGCCCAUAACUAUUUAAAUUGGGGAGAGGAAGACUGGAUCAGGGUAUAGGAGAUCAGUUUUGUGCUCUUUUGUAUGGCAUCAACAAAGCAUAGAAUCAAAUUAGUGUAGCAAGAGGAAUUGAAGGUGUUUUCUACAGACAAGUUAUGGAAAGGAUGAUGGCUCUACCUCAUUUUGUCUCACACGGGAUGCUGAUUUAGUUAUAGCUUGGAUAGAUUAUGGGCUGGUAAUGUCUCAUCUCUUUUUCUUUUUCAAUUUGUCAGACUAAUGCAUUGGCCACUGAAUAGAAUAAUUGUCACCAGGGUGGUAAAAAUAUCACCGACUUCAGUUAUUUGUUAUUUUAAAAAAUAAUCCUCCUUUGUGCAGACUAGUAGUAUUGACACUAAUGCUUUAAAGGAAAGGCGAGGGGGGAAACACAACUUAGGUAUGGGUGGAAUUUGAGUGCUAAUUAAAUGUGCAGGAAAGUGAGUCAUUGAAACAUUUUAACAAGGUUUCUUUUCAUAAACAUGAGGUGCUUUUAAAAAACUGACUCACACAUCACAGUGCCCCAAGUGAAACUGUUGACUUUCAGAGUGAUAUUUGGCAAGCGUCUGUGAUGAUGAAGGAACAACUUCUUAGAAAGCAUUUCACAUUUCCAUUGCACUACAUCUGAUAACAGCAGUGGUGUUUUAAACAUGGGAGUGGAAACAUGCUGUAUUAAAAUCUGGAUUUCGUUCCUUUCUAUCUCCUUGAAAGAGAAGAAGGUGAAACACACCAUAGACACAUAGAAUUGUACAUUUGGAAGGGACCACAAGGGACAUCUAAUCCAACCCUUUGCAAUAAUCUUCUCCCUUGAGGUUGACUGAUACAGUCUUGCAGAUAGGUUCACCAAAGUUACUAUUCUAGUUCGCCUGCCUAAAUGUACCAAUGGCAGGAAUUUGUGUCAUAAAGAAAUCAGCUUUCAUAAGCUUCCCUACACGGUUUCUUGUGGACACUUCUUAGAUAGUUUUACUAAUACUUCUCCUGGUUGAAAACAAUCAAAGCUUCCAUUUCUGUUAUGACUAACAAAGUUUGUGUAACCCAGACUUUCACAACCCUAGGUCUGUGGGCUUCUUCUCUUCGCUGCUUUCAUUUUUAUACAACAACAUGAAAUAUUCAUUGCAGAUGCAUUUAUAGAUGAUGCCUAUUAAUAGAGAAUUAGCAGCAAACUAUUUCACAUGUAAGCACUUCAUUUAUUUCUGUAAAAUGUUAAUUAUAGGCACCACUGUAUUUUACAGUAUAAUUCUAUGUAUGUCUACUUAGAAGUAAGCCCCACUGAGUUCAGUUGGCCCUAGGCUACAAUGCUCUAUAUUCUUGUAUUAAUUUACUAUGCCUUUAACAAUUUUAGUCCAGAAUACCUCAAGGACUGCUUAAUCCCUUAUAUUCCUGUUGGAUCACUGAGAGCUUCAAAGGAGUCACUGUCAGUGAUCCCCCAUGGCUUCGGUGCAUGGUUCAUAUCCUUGAACCAUGAGCUGUAGGCUCAGUAUUAUGAGCUUCGUUUUACAGAACUUCCUUCCAUUUGAAGUCAGAUAGGACCCUUCCCUGUUGUUCUUCCGGCACCUACUGAAUACUUUUUUCUUUCAAAAGGCAUUUUAAUUAAAAUCUAGUUUUAUCAUUUUAACCAAUGUUUACCUUUUUCUGUAUUAUAUUUUCAGUAUAUUACUGGGAGACAAUUGUUAAGUGGUAUAUAAACUGUUUAAAUAAAUAAACAACACACUUGGGAUUCGGUAGACAUGCACAGGGUUGCAUAAUAAGACAAGUAGUGAAAGAGGCUUCUGCUUUUCUCCUCCAUUUUCAGGGAGCUUUCAAAUUUCUUUAGAAUUUUAGUAAACAUAAGUUUGAGCUUAUUUUUUCAUUGCAAGGUGGCCAUGAGUGGUAGGUGUGUGUUUUCUUUUCUUCCUGUUACAUAUUUCUCCCAGCGCUCAGCUAUCUAUCCAGAAGUUGGCUUAUUUAAAUUGGCUACAGUUAAUGUAAACCAUGAUUCCCAGUUCAAAUGAAACCAGGACCCCUCAAAGGCCUGGAGGAGGUCCAGACUGUUAGCAAAGUAGCUAAAACUGCAGCUAGGAAGCCUGCGUCAUGUGCAAUACUGACUCGUUUUCUUGAAAUUAAAACUAUGACCAAACAUUUGUUAAAAUAUUCAGAUUAGGAAGUAUCAUGACCUGGUAUCACACCUGCAUUACACCUUGUGUGCAGUUUAGAGCAUUUUUCUGUUCUGUUUCUACAACCCUUGCCAGCAGUAAGUUCUGAUUGAUUUACAUAUUGUAAUAUUUCUGUACAUAAAAAGGUAUGUCAGUUUUUCAUUCAGAGGUGCAUUUUGAGGCAUAAGGGAGAGUUAGUGGCGUGGGACUCCUAGCUGCUCUUCCCCCAGAAGCACCUCAGAUUUCUCCAUUCCCUACUGAAAAAUAAAAGAGGAAGGACCAUUGCAAAGAGACAAUGCAAACAGGAACAGUGGGAUAUCAGGAACCAAGUAAUCAUUAGCUCACUCCUUGUCCCUCAUUUAUACUAUUUCUCAACCCUACAUCAAAGAAAUUCCUCUAUGUUUCCAUAAAAAGAAGUGAAUGGGUUUUCCAUGAUCUUAAGAAAUGGUGGGGGGACAUGAGGAAAACACAGAAAGGCAAAAGGUUGCUGAUGAUGGUGCCAUGUGGCCCCGUAAAGGUGAGUGAACAAAGAGUGGUAGUUACAGAGUUUAAAACCUCAUCUGGAAACACCCCAAGAGGACAAAAAAUGAGGUAAUGUCUAAUAGUAGAAUGAGGACCUUGGGAUCUAAUGGGAAGCUCUGUGGAAUUGGAUGAGCUUCUGUUUCCUCACACCUACUUUCUAAACACAGCAGAUAAUAAGCCAAAGUCCUUAAGCACUUGCGCUGAGAAAUUACACAUGAAUUAUAUCCAAUAUAAAUUUAUUCCUAAAGCAUGCAGUUGUAUGUAGAUUGCUGGAAAUGUAAUUUUAUAUUUCAAAAAAUACAUUAUUUUAAGCAUGGAACAACAUUUCAUGAGCCUUUGGAGGUAGUAUAACCUCCUAUUAAUGCAGAUAGAUCUUGCUACUUCCUAGCUGGCUAGGUGUCAGAUUCCAAAAACCGCAGUCAUUGCACAAGGAUUUUUGCAACCAAGUUUUGGAGUUAAUACUUCUCAAAUGAAGCAGUAUCUUUGAAAAGAUGUAGUACUUGACAUCUGCAAAAUGCUGAACCAAUCUGUCUAUUCUGAAAUCUAAGUGCUCGAGUUUCUGCAUCUCCCUUUCUCUGCUAUGAUGCAUUCUUAACAUUUGGAAUUUUUUCAGCCAUGGAUACUUCACUGAGUUUAUCUCCCAUGAACUGUAAGGUGCCAAUUCACUGCCUCUUAAUUCUUCAUGUACUGUAAUAGGUACCCACAUUUGUAUCCACCUUUCAUCCUGCUCCUGGGCAUCCAUUCCUAUUCAUUUUGUAUUGAAAACCCAACCCCUGCCUAUAUCUGCAGCCUUUGUAGAUGAGACCUAGUUGUCCCAAGCAGAGAAACCUACCAAGGCCUGGUCCAACAGGAGUAUAAAGAUGGAGCAGGAUUCUGACCUUUAUCUUUCAUUUGCCAUUCCUGGUUGGAAGUUGCUUGCCAAUAUUGGUCAAUGCAGCAGCUUUUGUUUUGCAUGUUUUCUCUCUGUAACACAAAUUUAAAGUAUUCCUGGUUUAUUAAAGGAAGAAUAGAAAAUUGUGUUCCUCUUCCCACUCCCUACUUUUAUGAGGUUUAUUUUCUGCAGAUCAUAGGAAAGAGUCAUAGCUCAGUGGCCAAACACAUGCUGUGCAUGCAAAAGGUUCCCAAGUUCAAUUCCUGGUGUCUCCAGGCAGGGCGUCCUGCUGAUGGUCAGUGUUGAUAUUAAUGCGCUAGAUGAACUAAUGGUCUGAUCUGAUACAAAGCAGCUUCCUAUAUUCCUGUGUUCCAGGAUUUUGGCUGCUUAUCUAACAGGAAGAAAUAAAUUUCCCAAGAUACAUAACCUAUUCCUUACUUGGUAGAUUGUGGGGGGGAGGGAGGCGGAGAGAGAGAGAGAGAGAGAGAGAGAGAGAGAGAUUAGUAGAUGGCAAUGAAUUGCUGUUGACCAAAUCAUACUGCUGGCAUGCUAGUGACAGAUGCCAUGCACCAGUGUUUAGAAGCCUGUUCUGGAUUAAUUGCGACUGACAUUUGUUCUCAGGCUGAGUCACCAUCCUGCACAGGUGCUUUACUCAGCAGUAGCUAUUUCCACAGCUGGCAAUCGCCACAGUGCACUAAGAAUAAACAGUGUUUUUCAAGAGCUUGGAUUAAUUAGGAUGAGUAUUAAAAAUUGAUGCCCAUUUGUAAAUGCUGCUACAGAAAAUGAAAAAGCACUGAAUGCAUCUUUCUGCCUCAGAGAGACACUUGACUUACCAUAUUCCUUUUUAUGUUCUGUUCUGCAGACAAGAUAAAUGCUGCUAAUUAAUAGCUUAAUAUUAACACAUUCACAUUUUUGUAGGAGGCACAACUAAGAUUUAAUCAGUCACAGUGCAAGAACAUAGUCCACAAUUAUUUGCAGUUUUCUUUUUAAAUUCGGUUUUGGAGUACAAUUUAGUAACUUUUAUUAAGAUUCCUUGUAAUAUUUUUAGGAUAAAAUAUUGUUGCACACCCAGAGCCCUUCGGGUAAGCACACUGCAGGUUGAAAUAAACAGUUCAUCUGAAAACUGGAAGUACUACCCAUCCAGCCCACACCAGAGCACAUUUAUGCUCCAUGGGUGGUAUCCAGCAGUGUCCAUCUGCUGCUGGAAUAUAUUUGUUAGCAUAAGAAGGGAAAGAGGCAACCUCUAGCAAUUACUUCUCCCCCUGCAACCCCCCCUCCCCUUUAAAUCUGCACCAGAGUGCAGGGGUUGCAGGUAUGCCCCCAAAUGCCUCCCUCUAUUGGAUUCUCUCCAUCAGUGGACAGAUGCCAUUGGAUACCACUCUUUCCAGAUAUGGUGAUAGUUAGCAGUUGUUUAUCAAUUUAGCUGUGCCUGGCAACAUCCAGAGAUUACUAGCUGGAGCCUCACCCUAAUAACUGCUCUUGAUUGUCUGUUGCCUAGCAAGUGGGUAAACAGACAGCUGAGUAAAUUGAUAGUUUUCUAGUUAGAAUGCUCAAAGAAACUUCCCAAAGUUUAACUUUCUGGCUUCUUUCAUCCUAGCUAUUAGGUUUUAUUAAGUUGUUGUUGUUGUUGUUUAGUCAUUUAGUCGUGUCCGACUCUUUGUGACCCCAUGGACCAGAUCACGCCAGGCACUCCUGUCUUCCACUGCCUCCCGCAGCUUGGUUAAACUCAAGUUGGUAGCUUCGAGAACACUGUCCAACCAUCUCGUCCUCUGUCGUCCCCUUCUCCUUGUGCCCUCCAUCUUUCCCAACAUCAGGGUCUUUUCCAGGGAGUCUUCUCUUCUCAUGAGGUGGCCAAAGUUUUGGCGCCUCAGCUUCACGAUCUGUCCUUCCAGUGAGCACUCAGGGCUGAUUUCCUUAAGAAUGGAGAGGUUUGAUCUUCUUGCAGUCCAUGGGACUCUCAAGGGUCUCCUCCAACACCAUAAUUCAAAAGCAUCAAUUCUUUGGUGAUCAGCAUUCUUUAUGGUCCAGCUCUCACUUCCAUACAUCACUAUUGGGAAAAGCAUAGCUUUAACUAUACGGUCCUUUGUUGGCAUUUAUUAAAUAGAAAUGCAUUACUUUGCCCUAGAUUUGGUAGAUGGUCAAGUUGACUUUGUUGGGGUGGCGGGUAUCUAGAUUCAGGUAGGUAGCCGUGUUGGUCUGACACAGUCAAAAUAUAUAUAAAAAUUGUCCAGUAGCACCUUAGAGACCAACUAAGUUUGUUCUUGGUAUAAGCUUUCAUGUGCAUGCACACUUCCUCAGAUACGGGGGGCGGGGGGUAUGUUUGCUAUUGUUAUAUUAACUAGUCUUGGUGCAGUUUCGUUAUUUGAAAGUCUGUUGCCUGGAAACAAGAUUCAGAAACUUUGAUAUCUUUUGAUACUUUUUCUUGAUGGUAGCAAAAGUUAACCAUGACAGAUGGGGUAGCGUGCUGGGAAUUAUAGAUGAGGUUUGAAAAAUCAGCAUGCUUACUAUCUCUGAUUUUAAGUAGAAAGCACAGAACACCAUUUGUUGAUGCAGAAUUCAAUUUUUUUGGCCUUUUAUCUAGUCUGCUUAAAGAAAUUGUUGUGGUCAGAGUGAUUUUGUGGCUUCUUCCCUUCCUCAGUUUCUUAUUCGUGAGUGGAGCACAUGUUGUCCCUAUGAGCUUGUUAAUUACACCCAAAUUGCAAUGGUUUAAUGGUUCAGCUUGAGUUGACAUUGCAUGCUGAGCUUGUGUAUAUAGUACAAGCUGAGCAGAUUAAGCAAGCAAGGACCAUACUCUUAUCACGAUUCAGCUAGUAUUCCUUUAUUCCACUUAGUCAUUUUGUCCUUUAUUGGACAAAAACGAACAUAUAUUUUCCUCUGCUGCUAUAGCUGGCAUUUACACAUGUAUAUGCCAGAAGUUUAAUACUGCAUUUGGGGGGGGGGGGGGGAGAGGACAUGUGCCCCUGGCCUAAUUUCAUGUAACUCUCCAGAUGCUGCCUUCCUCUCUCUCUCUCUCUCUCUCUCUCUCUCUGUGUGUGUGUGUGUGUGUAGGCAGCAGAAGAGGCAGCUCCAUCCAGAAAACCUUGGGAAAAUCCUUGUGCUGAGCUAUGGAAAUGGGGGUGGGGGAGAGCUCAGAAGGCAGAAACUGAAAAACAAAACAAAACCGUAGGAAUAGAUGGAGUUGUGAACCUGAUGGAUCCAUGCGAGGAGGGGCAGGAAGCCCUCUGCAUGUGAUCAGAAAAUAUCACUUAACUGGAUAACUCAUUUAAUUGAAUCAGUUACAUUGAAUCACAUUUGUCAUUUUCUUGCCAGUUCACUUGCUAUGGAGAGAUCUUUUUAUGGUCAAUCAAGGCUCUCUUUGGGCUUCACCAUCCUGAAUAAUUUCAUGUUGCUCAUAAUCUUGGUACCUUCUAAUCCAUCUUUCUAGGGAAGAGUUAGAAAUGGGGGCAGACAAUCUGCAAUAUGCAUAGAGGGAUGGAACAAUAGAAGCACAAAGAGAGAGAGAAAUGGGAUAGCAAUCCUGCAAACUCCAUACACUUCCCAGGUGCACACAUUGCCAUUUACUCCAGUUCAGUGUGCUCCCACAGCUAGCAAUCAAAGUUGUGUAUACACAAUAUUGGUCACAAUCCGUCUGUAUCCUGUAGGUUCUUGAUAAAUACCCCUGUUUUAUGCACUUUCCCCCAAAUCAGCUUCUACCCAGUUAGAUAAUGGAAGGUGCAGUUAAGCAUGCAUAGAUGACAACUUCAGUGGAGUUCAUUGUGGGAAGACACUGAAUUAACAUAUGCAGAAAUAACACAAAUCAGAAACAGAUUGAUAAGUCCAUCUCUGCUCUGAAUAUGAUAUGCCAGGGUCAUAGAAUGGGAGAGAACUGUUGCUUUCAAGCCCUGUGUGUAAUUUCCCCUGGAGUAUCUGUCUGGCCAGUAUUCGAAACAGAUGAACUAGGAGGACUCUUGAUCUAAUGCAACAGGUUUCUUCUUGUGUUAUUCACAGAUUACACUCAUUUCCUCCCUAUUUUAUGAUUUUGUAUAUCUCAUGUGCACCCAGCUUAGAGCAGUAACAAGCUACACACUUCUAUGAGAGAAAAACUUGUGCUCCCGUGCGGUUCAUCAAAACAGCAGUUGUGUCAGUAUUGCAGGAUGGAUGGAUGGAUGGCCCAUGGAAUAUUUUAUCUGCUGAGAGAUAGGCCUAGAGUGAGGGACAACAAGUAGCUUAAGUCCUCUCCAGGCUUCAUGACUUAUUACAGUGUUGCUUUUAAAAAAAAUCUUCUAUUUGUAAUCUUUGCAAAAUGAGUCCAAACAAUCAAAGAGGCUGAAAAGAAACUCAUCAGUCCUAGGGGAUGUUAAAUUAUCUGGCUAAUAGAUUAUCUAAACGCCAACAAAAAGCAGGUCUAUAUAAAGUUAUCCUAAACGUUGAUUUAAUGGGCUCUCCGAGGAAUAAUGCCAUGAAUUAGGUUUAGCAUGCUUAUUGGUGUGCUAGAAACUGGGCUGAAAAGCAGUCUUCAAAUACGUGUUGAAAUGAGUCACAUUUGAGAGGGGAUUUUGUUAGAUUGAUCUAAUGUAACAAGACAGAAGAACAGACUAACGCCUGAAGUAACUUGCUCCUGGGUCAGAGUCUUGCCACCUGGUGAGAGCAAGCACGAUCUUGCCUGUGCUCUCCAGAGCUUGUGGUACCUGAGGGAUCUAUAACAAUACAGGUGGAACUUUUUUCUUUCUUUUUUUGCAAAUUAAUUCAACUUCAAAGGAGAAUAAUCCUUGAAAUUUCAUUGUUACAAAGAGAAUGAUAGCUUUGAUUCGUGUUCAAAGCCAAAUAUCACCAAGCAUUGUAAUAACUUCUUACAACUCACAUGAAAAUUACAAGACACUUAAAUGGAACACGAAUUGCAGUCUACUAGUCUGCUGAGUCUAUAGGGAUAGCAAAUGUUUUGGCCUUAGCACUCAGAACAUAGUGUGGGAACUUGCAUCCUUCAGAUAGUCAAGAAAUUGUGGUAGGGGGUGCUUGUGUGUUUCUGUAUAUGUCUUAAGAGGUCUUGCAAGCUAAUGCUCCAAUUAUUUCUGCCUUUGCAAAUAUAUAUUGGGUCAAAAUCUCAACCUGAGACCCCAAACACACAGGAAUAAUUUGAUGCUGGUGUAUAAGAAGUUGCUUCUUAUAGAGCUUCAUGCCUGACAUGCAGAAAAAUAGUGUGAGGAAAAGUGGGUGGGGUGAAUAAUGGAAGAGAAAGGAAGAGGAAAUUGUGUUUGGCAGCUCUGUCAUUAGGCAAAGUGAGGUAUUUGCCUGAGGUGACAGGUGCCAGGGUGCAAAGCUGGGUUUUAUGACACCUGCCCUUCAGCCCUGUAGCCUGCUGCCUGUCUGGUUAGUGCCUCUAAGUGAAAUGGAGGAACACCAUCUUGUGAGCAAAUAUUACGUUUUAAGUGCGUUUUAAGUACAUUAUACAAAUGUGACACUAGAUCAGGCUUCCUCAACCUCGGCCCUCCAGAUGUUUUGAGACUACAAUUCCCAUCAUCCCUGACAAUGGCCCUGCUAGCUAGGGAUCAUGGGAGUUGUAGGCCAAAAACAUCUGGAGGGCCGAGGUUGAGGAAGCCUUCACUAUGGCAAAUUCAAUAUAUUUUUCAAAACAUUUUUCAAAAAAGCAUUUUCACAGUGUGAAAUGCCAUUUUCGCAUUUCCUUUGAAUUAGGCAAAAGGUCAUUGCCAUUUUUAUUGCCAAUUUAUACUGAGCGGAGGUGGGGUUAGUGAAUGAAUGAAAAGAAGAAACAUCCACAAACCUUUCUGGUACAUGAGUGGAACAAAGCACACUCAGUCAGGAGCUCCAGGUGCAAAUCAUUCUCUUCCACUGUGAUCAGUCCCCUCCUGAAAAACGAGCAGUUCACAGGUCAGACUGUUUUUCCAAAUCUCACUCCCGUCUCUCUUUCUAUGUUAACAGGUUAUGGACACACUGUGCCUUUGUCAGAUGGAGGGAAAGCCUUCUGCAUCAUCUAUUCAGUCAUUGGAAUCCCCUUUACACUGCUUUUCCUGACAGCAGUGGUGCAGCGCAUUAUUGUCUAUGUAACAAGGCGGCCUGUGCUGUAUUUCCAUGUCCGCUGGGGCUUCUCUAAGCAGAUAGUUGCCAUCAUCCAUGCGGUGAUUCUGGGCUUCGUUACUGUCUCGUGCUUUUUCUUCAUCCCGGCAGCGAUAUUUUCUGUCCUUGAAGAUGACUGGAACUUCCUGGAAUCUUUUUACUUUUGCUUCAUUUCGCUGAGCACCAUUGGCCUUGGUGACUAUGUUCCAGGAGAAGGUUACAACCAAAAAUUCAGAGAGCUGUAUAAAAUAGGAAUUACAUGUGAGUAGCAAAUUAUUGGUACAAGUAAGAGGGUGAAUAGUUUUUAGAGCUGUGUUUCUUGGUGUUUCUUUUGUGACUUUUGCAAAGCAGCCCCAUUGAGUCCAGCCAUUCAUAUAGCAAAAGUAAAUGGAAAAAUCCAGAUUGGAUUUUUGAAAUGUCUAUCAAAAUCCUGUUAAGUAUGUUUUUUAUUAAGGUGUGGAAUCACAUGUUUCAGAGGUGCUCCCAAAUCCUAUUUGCUAUGGAACUGUUAUCCAAAACACCAUUCUGAAUGAUUUGGAGAAAGAAUAAGAUGCAAAUAUACUACAUUAUAAACAAAAAUCAAUGUUGUGGGCCACAUGUAAGGACAUAGUGGGCUACAAAGUGUCUGCCAUAUAGAUAUUUAAAGAUGCACCUCUCUAUGUGGAAUUAGUAAUAGCUUGUGACUCAAGCACAAGCCAUUCCUAUCUGGUAGAAUUCAUAUGACUCUGUAGAUAAAGAUUUUUUGGAAGCUUCAGCUGGUGCAGAAUGACUGUAUUCAACAUGGCGCUAAGUUGCUGGUUCCACCAGCAGAAGGAUUUUUCCUUGUGCAAUGAAACAUUCUCCUUCCCCACCUGCCCUACCCCUAAAUCUGAGAAGAUUUGGGAGUGGCAUGGGGUGCACAGAAGGAGGAAAGUCCUGUUGCAUUGGCAGUAAUCCUUGCACAUGCGCAACUAUUUAAAGGAAUGCCACACAUUGUUUUCAAAAGAGUUUUAAAGACCUAAAGAUUCCCGUUUGCUCAUAACUGAAUAACGUUUCUGGUUUAUAUUUUAUAAGCUGUGGUUUUAAUUGUGGGUGACGAAUUUUUUUAUACUGCUGUUUCAUUAGCUGUAUUUUAUACUUUUACAGUUUUAUUUGUAAAUUGCAUUGAGAGUUCUUAUACUCGAAAGCCUGUGUGGAAAUAUAGUUCUAACUGGAGAGAUAGAGCCCUUUCCAUUUUGGAGACCUCUCUGACUUGGAGCAUUGUAGCAGACAUACCUGUAUUACCAGUUCACAUUUUAAACACUGUUUCGAUUUCUUCCUAGGUUACCUGCUGCUGGGCCUCAUUGCAAUGCUGGUGGUUUUAGAGACUUUCUGUGAACUUCAUGAGCUCAAAAAAUUUAGGAAAAUGUUCUAUGUGAAGAAGGACAAGGAAGAGGACCGAGUACACAUAGUAGAACAUGACCAGCUCUCCUUCUCUUCAAUUUCAGACCAGGCGGCUUCUUUGAAGGAAGAUCAGAAAAUAAAUGAACCUUUUGUGACCCCACAGUCUGCAGUUAACUGUGACGGCUGCAUAAACAAUUAACCAAGGGCUUCCGUUUCAAUAUCAACCGUGCACUUACAUCCCUUCAGUUAGAACUAGUACCAUUAAUGAAACUAUAGAGGCAGAAGGCUAUGCUAUAUUAUCAAGUACUCAUUGCUGGGAAUAUUUUUAAAGUGUAUGAGGCAAAUAAAGCUCUCUUUACCUGGAACAACAUUAUGGGAAUGUUGGCUGGGGGGAAAUGUGCAUUUGGGAACCCCUGGAUUAAUGGUGCGUACAUGGAGCAUACAUUGGGGACUCUAGAUUUAAACAACAAUUCAGUUCUCAUUUCCCCAGACUGCUGCCCUAAGUCCCCUCCCGCCCCCCUGAAAAUCAUGUUGUGGUUCAUUGACAAAAUAGGAGCUUUCUGAUGCCAUUUGCAACUUCUGGUUUUGAAACAUGAAUGGGGGACCGAAGCAUUGAGUUGGAAGGGUUUGUUGUUGUAGCCCAGAAAACAGGAAUAGUAUCUUGCCAUGUCUCCUUCAGUGAGAUUCCCAAAUGACUGGGUUCAUGCACACUGGGCUAUCUCUGUACUCUCUCUCACACACACACCCCAAAGUGGAAAGAUCCAGAGCAAGUGCAUUGUAUCAGUUCUGCAGCUAUUUUAAAGCUCAGCUGCAUACCUUCGAAGCCUGGCUCAGUAAGGAUAAAGGCAGACAGAUAUUCUAAAGUGUGGUGGGAAGUGGUUUGAACUCAUUAUUUGUUGUAUGCCAGUCACACUUCGAAUGUAUCUGAUUUCACCCUCAAGUGUACUAUAGUCGUCAUUACUGAGCAAGAAUUCUGUAUCCUGCUUCCUGUCAGAAAUCAAACUGGGUGCUUUCCUCCUGGCCUUAAAAAAUAAAUAGCAAAAGGGGUGUUUUUGCAACUGAUUUCAGUGGAUAUAGGAUCAGGGACCCAUGAGCACCAGCAUAUACAGCACUUGUAGGCACAGCUUAGGGGAAAGCCAUCUUCCUUAGCACUCUCAGACACCCCUUUCGCUCUAAUUUUACCCCAUAGGCUGUGAGUCUCAAACCAUUUAUUGUCAAGUGGUUUCAGAGAAAUUGUCCUAUCUGAUCAAAGUAGUAGUCAAGCCGAGCGCUGAAGUAUCUAGACUUCUGUGAGAAAAGAAAAAUACUUGAAACUUGAUCACCUAAAAGCACUGUAUAUGAGUUUAGUUAAUACCUAGUGUUUAUUAAUAGAUUUUAUACCUUUACUAGGAAAGUUGACUCUCUUGAUAAAUCUGCUUUAAAAUCUAUGUGAGCUGAAGUUUAUAUUUGAGAAAACACAACUCAGAGAUGCUUUUUGAAUUUGAUUUGAAGCAUAGUGUAUUUGCAUGUUCUCAUCCAAGCGGAUAUUUUUGUACAGCCUAAGUUGGUUCUGUUUAUAAUGUUUUAACCUUCGUUUGUGUACAUAAAUGCAUAUAUUUAUAUACUGUACAUAUGUUGUAGAUCUCCAGAAUUUAACUGACUUGGCUGUGAAAUUUUAAAGGUAUCUUCAUCCACAGAUUUCUCUUUAUAGAGAAGUAAAACUCAGAACUGUGGCGCUGAAAACAAUGACUUAACUCUUGACCAAAUGAAUGUGGAAGGGUAAGUCUGUAGGGCUGCAAUUUUAAAAUUCUUAUUUUUUAAAUAGGCCCAGCCCACCCAUCUCGCUGAGGCUGCUGGUAAGUAGCUUGUCUGCUGUGGCCUUCAUAGUAUACUGUAUCAUGGAAGCCUGUUUUUAAGCAAAAUUCUAAUGAUAGUCGAUUCUGGGAAACAGGGACAAGUUGAAUUAAUUUCAAACUUUCUUUUUUCAAGAGUAUGCUCAUUUGCAAUUAUUAUUAGUACUAAAGCACAGAACUUAAUAAUGGACAAGCUGAAUACCAUACCGUGUUAUAUAUUAGCUAAUCAGCAUUUCAAAGUUGAAUAAAUAAAAGUGUGGCUCCAGUUG